AUGGAUUUGAAUGAAUUGCAUGGUUUGGUUUCGAAUUUCACACAUGAAAAUAAUGAAAUUCGAAAUGCUGCCGAGGAGAAAUACAAGUUAUAUUCGGCAGAAGUUCGAUUUGUUGGACUUUGUCAACUUCUCAGUUUGGAAAUCAAUGAUGAUGUGAGUUUUUUUUUGAUUGGAAUAAGCCUUAUAGGUUCCCAAGUUCUUCUAACUCUGAUCAAGUUCCAAGAAGAAUUUUUAUGAACGUAGAUAAGGUUCUUACACAUAUAGUGAAGCUGUUCAGGCUCUACCAGUUUUGAUUUUUCAAAUAUAUUUUUUUCAGGCCAAAGUCAUGUCAUUGGUUUUGAUUCGUCGAUUAGUGGCAAGCGAAUUUUGCAGUUUCUGGCCAAACAUUGAUGAAAACACACAGCAAGCUAUUCUCCAAAUGUUGAUUCAACUUGGUUCAAGUGAUAUUAGUCUUCCAGUUCGAACAAAACUGAUUUUGGUUAUCGGACAAAUCGCUCAUGAAUUUGUUGAUGAAGAGACUAGUGUACAGAAAUGGAGAGCUGUUAUUGAUUUUCUGUCGUUUUGCGCACAAUCAAAUGAUAUCAAUUUCAAAUGUUCAGCUUUGCAGUUAAUCGAAGCUUGUGCAGAUAUUUUUGGAGCUGAUUUGUAUAAUUAUUUGCCAGCGGUCAAGAGAGUUUUUGAAGAAGGAUUAACACAUGAAUCCACAAAAGUUCGUGUAAAUGCUGUCAAAGCGUUGGUUGCACUUCUAAUUGAUUAUGAUGAAGAUGAUCAAGUUCUCAAACAACUUCAAUCUCUUGUCCCAGCUAUAAUCGAUAUUUGUGUUCAUGUUGUGAAAACUGACGAAGACGAUGAUUCUGCUCUUCAAUGUUUGGCUGAUCUUGCCGCAACAAUUCCAAAAUUGUUGUAUCCACAUAUCACGACACUUUUCAAUACUUGCCUUGAGAUCGCAAGAAACACUGAAGUUUCUGAGUGCUUCAGAAGUUCUGCAUUGGAAAGUAUUGUUGCGUUUAUUGAAUCGGCGCCGAAAACUACAAAGAAACAUCAAGCACUUUUGCCAGCUGUUGGUGAGUUUCAAAUGAAUUUUUUUUUGAUAUUAAUAAAAAAAAAAUCAAUAAAAAUUUUCCAGUGAGUUGUUGUCUCGCUAUGAUGACUGAACUUGAAGAUGAAUUGGAAGAGUGGUUGACUUCAACAGAUGAAGAUGAUGAAGAUGCUGAAGAAGUUGCGAUGACUGGAGAAUCAUCACUUGAUCGAAUCGCUUCAGCGCUUCCUGGAAAUGUUUUCUUGCCACAUUUUCAAUCAGUUGUGGUUCGAUUGAAUGCUGAUGGUUAGUUGAGGGUUCUUCUUCUCAUAAACAAUUUGAUUCUUACAGGUGAUUGGAGAUCAAAACAUGCGAUGCUUCGCUCAAUCUCAACAAUCGGUGAAGGAUGUCGUCGUCAAAUGGAAGCUAAAAUCGAUAUGUAUAUGAAAGUCAUCUGUCCUUUCUCAAAACAUCCACAUCCAAGAGUCAGAUAUGCUUGUUGUAACGCGAUCGGACAAAUGAGCACUGAUUUCUCGCCGAAGAUUCAGAAAAAAUCGCAUGCAACAAUUGUGCCAGCUAUUAUAACAUGUUUGGAGAAUUUGGAAGUUCCAAAAGUUGCAUCACAUGCUGCAUCAGCACUUAUUAAUUUCUGUGAAGGAUGCCCACAGAAUAUUAUGUCUGGAUAUUUACCAAUGAUUAUGAAAAAAUUGACGGGAGUCUUGGAAAUCUCAUUCCAACAAUUGAGCAAUAAACAAAUGAAAGAGUUGGUUGAACAAGUUGUAACUGCAAUCGCUUCAGUCGCCGAAUCAGCUCAAGAACUCUUCAAAACUUAUUAUAGUGAUCUUAUUCGACCAUUGUUUUUUAUUUUGGAAAAAAGUGAUAAUCAAGAAUCGAAAGAAUUACGAGGAAAAACCAUCGAAUGCAUCACAUUUAUUGGAAGUGCAGUUGGAAAAGAAAUGUUCCACGCGGAUGCGAUUCAAAUUAUGAACAUGUUAUCCACAGUUUUUCAAACUAUGAGUGUUGAAGAUACAGAAUAUAUGUAUAUGAUUAGCUCAUGGACAAGAUUUUGCACAAUUUUGGGAACUGAUUUUGCUCCGUUUUUGCCGAUUGUUAUGCAACCUGUUAUGAGAGCAGCUACUUACAAUGUGAGUUUUUUGAAGGGGUUUAGGAAGUUUGAGCCUGAUCGGAAUCGAAAUUUCGGAAUUCCGAACAGUCCUGAAUUCAGAAUCCAAAACAAAUUUCAUUUUUAAUUUCAGGUUGAUGUUGGAGUAAUUGAUAGUGAGGAAACAUCUACCAGCAACGAAUAUUCAUACACUGAUAUCGGAAAUGGAAAUGUUGUUCGACUUCGAACAACUGGAAUUGAAGAAAAAGCGACAGCUUGUGAUAUGCUUGUUUGCUAUGCUCGUCACAUGAAAGAACAUUUCAUUCAAUAUGUUGGACCAGUCACUGAAGCUAUGCUCAAAAACUUGAACUUUGUUUUCAAUGAUGGAGUGAGAACAUCAUCAGCUGAAGUUAUGGGUGCACUUAUUGAUUGUGUUUCGAUUCAAGGAGUUCAAGCUCAACAAAAUCUUGCCAGUCUUUUCAUUCCGGCUUUGAAAGAAGCAAUCAUGAAGGAGAAUGAUAUUGAAGUUAGCGGAGAAUUUAUUGGAGUUUUGUCUGGUAUUAUUGGAAGUCUCAAAACUGAAGGGCUCACCCAAAGUUAUGUCUCGGAUUUUGUUGAACUCAUUAACCACGAAAUGCAAAACUAUAUUGAAUUCAAAGUCAAGUAUGAUGCUAGUGAAGAUGAUGAAGAAGAUACCGCAUCAAAUGAUGAUCUUGAGAUGUUUUCCUCAUAUCUGGCACAUAUUUCCGAUUUUAUUCAUUCACUUUUAAAAUAUACAAAAGGAACUGUUUAUAGUUCAUGUCAAUCGCUUUUCACAAUUUCGAUGAGUCUGAUUCAAUCUCAAAAAACUUAUUUUGAGCGACAAUGGGGAAUUUGUAUAUUGAUUGAUUUUAUCGAAUUCGUUGAUGUGGUGAGUAGAUCAAAUAAAAUCACUAAAAUAUUUUAUUGUUUUUCAGAACAUUGGCGAAAUCUUCCCAACAAUCUUCCAAUGUCUCCGAUCACUUUUAAUCGAUGAAUUCGCCGAAGUUCGUCAAGCUGCUGCGUAUGGAAUCGGAGUUCUCUCCGUAAGAUCGCAUGUUUCACCAAUGUAUAUUCAAGAAGCUAUCCAAUCAAUACCAACUUUAAUCAGUGUUAUUGAAGCUAAAGAAGCUCGUGGAACUAUGUUGGGUAUUACUGCAACAGAAAAUGCAAUUUCUGCAGUCGUCAAAAUUUUGCAAAAUGAGAAUACACCAACAAUAUAUAAUUCUGAUGAUGUUGAUGCACGAUUUUCGAAAUGGCUUCCAGUUUUUGAAGAUAAGAUGGAAGCAAUCUUCACAUAUAACUAUUUUUAUAAACUUUAUACGCAGAAAAAUCAACUGUUUUUCGGGCCAAACAAUACGAAUCUCCCGAAAAUUCUAUCAUGUGGUAAGAGAAAUUUAAAAAAAAAACUUGUAAAUAAUUUUUACAUUUUGCAGCUUUGAUUGCAAUGACAAUGGAAAAUUUCGAAGACAGCGAAGGAGUUGUGAUCAAAAAUCAGAUGCUGGAAAUUGUCAAGGAUAUGUAUCAAAAUAGUCCACCCGAAUAUUUCCAGUCAAUUGUAGAAAGCGCCAAAUUAAAUGCGAAUCAACAAGCGAUGUUGCAGAAAAUCUUCCAAUAA
This is a messenger RNA of Caenorhabditis angaria, 3756 nucleotides long. NCBI's taxonomy places the organism in Eukaryota, Metazoa, Nematoda, Chromadorea, Rhabditida, Rhabditidae. The record is from the annotation of a GenBank genome assembly.